AAGUCUGUCAGAAACAGGAUUGAUAUCUGAAUGCUAUAUUCCUGUAAAUACAAGUGAUGCAUGGUCCCAUUUAUUUAUGUGUUCCUACCUUAAAUAAAGAGUAAAGACGUUCAUCUUGUGCUCGAUAAAUCAGGCCCUCGUCUUUUGUGUUGACCGUUGCUCCAGCGGUGUCAUCCAUGCUGUUGUUGUGAUUGAUGACUUAUCCGCAUGCACUGUCAGGUCAGUUGGUCAAAAUUAAAUGUGAAAGGUGACCUUCAAAGGGACAUGAUGCAAGUGUAGCACCCCCCGAACCCCAUGCUUACACACCAGACGACUUGUCUUCUGUGCCUCAUAAUUUGUGUCUCCUGGAGCAGGAGCACCAUGCAUAUUAAUAAAAUGUAGUCAUGUCACCAGAGGGCACUACUGUGCUUUAUUUUUUGAUCAUCAUUGCUUUUAGAGUAGAUAUGACAUUUUAAAUGUAAAACCAAUUUUAGGAGGAAAUCUGAGUCAGCAAGUGCUCUUAAGUAUGAACACUGAUUAGAUUGCCCUUAUGAUCCUUUCUACUGUGUGGUGCAGGUAUUUCACGACUUCCUGUUUACUGUUAUUGAUGCUAAGUGGUGAUCAAAUGACAUGCAGAUCUUUAAAAAUUAAAUAUUAUACAUUAAGAUCUAAAAAUAUGGUGUAAUUGAUGUUGUACAGCAACAAAUGCACUUGUAUUUAAGUGAAUGUCACUUUGGAUGACUUCCCAAAUGAGUCGAUUAUUUGUUCAUGAGGGACUUCAGUACAAGCCAUCCUCCAGUUGCUCUAAGUUGCUAUUGAAUUUCCUUGCACAUCUCAAGCCCCAAAUUCCUAAAUGAAUGAGAGAAUGAGACUUAAAUAACCAGCGUCCACAAACUGUUGCCACUAGUGAAUGCUGGCAGCUGUAGUAUUGGUCCUCCAGGCUCAAAGAAGUGACUUCUUGCUGGUUUUCCAUCCUCCACAGGCUCCCUGUAAAUUCUCCUCUUCCUCCCUGCUCUCCUUUCCCCUAUCCCUCUCUUUCUCCCCCAUCCCUCUCUUUCUCCACACUGGAUUCCACACAGACCUUUUCAUCCUCCUGCCUCUCACUUGGCCUGGAAAACUAGACAUGCCCCCUCACACACUCUGCUGAUCUGUCUCACCCCCUUAGCCAUGUGGUUACUCAAUCUAUUUUCAGUUGUGAGUGUGUUUUUGUCUGUCUUUCUUACACUCUUUGGUCUUUUUCUCCUCUGCCUGUUGUUAUUCUCCCUCUUCUAUGCAUUCUGUCUGCUGUGGGACCUCCGCACCCUGUCUCUCUCUCUUAGUGGGGCAGUGUCAGGGGGUCAGAAGGGGGCAGCAACUGGGCAUGGGGAUGAUGGGGGGGGUCCUUAUCGCAGUGACAGCGUGAAGAGCAUGGUGACAGAGGGAGUGAAGGCCGGCAGGUGGCAAACCGUCCAGGGCCACAUGAAGUCCGGAGGAUUGAGACCCAGCGAGUGAGUUCAGAACCGGGUAGAAAAAAAGCAAACAUUUCAAUCACGGCACAGAAGAAUAAACACACAUUACAAUGCAAUGUUAUUCUUAUAAAUGUUAUUCUUGUAGCAGCUAUGAUUAGAUGAAUGAAUCAGUUCUGAGUAGAAACAAGGAGAGUCAGGUCAAGUUCAGCAGGGGGAAAAGUGCAGCUCAGGUGUCGAGGUGAGCGUGUGGGCACAGAUCAAGGUGUGAGCACUGGGGAAAUGUGAACUCUCGUCAUUAUGAGAAGAUAACAAUAGUUGCUCGAGCCGCCUCACACUGACUCAAACCUUCAGCUGACACAGUCGGCCCAGCUGCACAAUAUAGCCUCGUGUAUGAAUCUGCAGGAGAAUAUGAUUUAUUCAUGUGAGGAACCGUACUGCCUGUGUGUACUUUCAAAAAUGCAAUACGGAAAUAGUCUCAUUUUCUCACACUGACUGAAAUAAUGCCUCAUACCUUGCCAUCCCGCCUUUUAAUUAAGAUUUAGGCUGGAAUGUGAACUGCAUGUUGGUCACUAACUAAAUGUAUCCCACAGGCAUGACAUAUGACAUAAGUUAUAAUCUAUAUUUGGCAUGUUGUAAAUGAGGCAGUUCAUUUUCAGUUCUCCGUGAUUUUUUGCACCUUCCUUUGGCACCUCGUGCCUGUGAUAUUUUUCCUCCACAUCACAUUUACACUCAUCACUACCUCACUCUUCAUUCUCUCCUUCUCUCAUUUUUCUUUUUGCCCCCUGUCUAUAAUUGGAUUCUAUUUUCAGGCUGCUAUAAGUGUCUGUGUCUCUUGUGUUUGUGUUUCACACCCCAUUUUCUGUCUCUCCUCCAUCGUCACCCUCUGCUCUCCUCGUUCCCAUUGCUCUCUCCAUCUUUCUGUCGCUGUGCAAAGCCACCCCUCUCAUUCUCCUUUUCUUAUGUUUUGCCCACAAACGGUUUUAUUUCUGCAAAACCUUUCAUUACACUUUUUAUCGUUUUAUUCGUGACUGUUAAAUAUGAUGGACACUAAAAGCCUUGUGCAAAAUGAUGUUAGGUGAAGUAAUGCAGAGCGGAGUAAACUGCACCUAACUGAUGUGAAUAGCUCUCUCAUGACCUAAUUCUGGUAGUCUGGGUUACACAGCGAUCUGAGAGAGGAGGAUACAUUUGGUGAGUAGAAAAUAUCUAAAAAAGAUGAUACAGGAUACUGUAGAGCCCACAAAACACAGGAAUGAUGUAUGUGUAAGUAAGUGAUGACAUCUAAUAAAAUGUGUCACACCUUCAUGUCGAUGUGACUACUGAAACAUUUGUAAGAAAGGCAAUGAGCCAAUUUAACAGCAUUUAUAAAGAGGAGGAGUGGAAAAUGAGAGGCUGACAGAGGGAGGGAGUCAUAAUGUAGGACUUGGUUGGCUGUUGGGAUGUCUCUAGAGGUGCAGCAUGUAUUUAAAAGACGAAAAAGACUUAGAGACAGGAAGAGAGGCUAUCAGAGAUGGAAAAAAUUGACUGACGAGUAGAAGACAUGGGGAUCUCUCAUCAGACCAAAACACCCUCAUCAAGAAGGCCUGGAACCUGCAAAAGCACAACCCACGUGCCUCGACUCAGUCAUGUGGCACAGAAUCGCGCCACACUCGUGCGGACAGUGCACAUCCGACCACUGCCCACGCGAAACGCACCCUCACGCAAACAGCACACUCAGGCCGCGCAGACACGCAAGGUGCACACACAUCUGACGCAGACGCACAGGGCGAGCUCACAGUCUGCACAUUGCUGCCUGACGCAGCCCUAUGACCAGUACACGGCACACAGCGAUCACUCAGGCUGCACCUUCUACUGCUAUUUCUGCUACUGCUGUUACUGCUGCUGCCUCACGUUGCUCUCUUUCUCUCUCCUCCUCCUCCUGUCUCCACCUCCCAACGCUCCUCCCUCUGCCUUCUCCACAUUGUCAUCAUAUAUCACUCUUCCUCAUUCCUCCUCCUCCCCCUCACAAUCAUCAACUUCCUGUUUGGAUGAACUUUCCUGUAACCAUCCUAACGUCAACCUGACUUCUUCUGCUGUGUCUCCCUACUGCCCUGUGCCACCUUGUCUUAUCUCUGAUGAUUCUUUCCCUCUCUUCUACGUCUCAUCUCCUGACCUCACCACUUCUGACCAACUCACCUCCUGUUGCCACGGCUCCUCUCCUAAAUCUACUUCUUCAUCUUCCUCUUCCGUGCCCUCUGACUCCUUCCUCCAUCCUCAUCAUCCUAUCCUCUGUCGGCCGUGGCCUUCUUCGCGCUCUCUUUCCUCCCUGCUCCUCUGCCCUCCCAGCUUUGGGGAUCCAGUCUUAUCGUAUGCGUCCACUUUGGAGCACAUCCCCUCGCGGCCUCGGACACUACUGCGCCAGCAGAGUCUUCAGCAGCCUCUCAUCCACCCACCAGGCCCUGGUCUUAGCCAUCCUCCCACCACAUCCCAGAGUUUGGGACAGUUACACACUGCACCUGGACAGCCUGGGGGAGGCGGGGGUGCUGGGAGAGGAGAGGGAGGUGGCAGCAGUGGUGAGGGUGGGGGUGCAGGUACACGAGGCGGUCCCAGGGGUGCACGGGGCAGCCCAUCAGGAUCAGGGGCCUCUCGCAAUAGGGGAGGUGGAGCAGCAGGGCGCUCACGUGGCAAUCCUGGCAGCUGGGAUUUCAUGAUGGACCAGGUGCGGAAUCGCGGCCUGGAUGCAAAGUCCUUCCUUGAAGGGAAGCUGGUGGUCCUGGCUUUGGCCAUUGGUGUGGCUGAGCAAGAUGACUUUGCCAAUAUCCCUGACCUGCAGGAAACAGCGCAGGCACCACCAUCAUCCAAUCAGGAGCCCCCUCCUGAGAAGAGGGGCAACAAGCCAGCUAACAGCCCCAAGGGCCAACCCCCUGAUGCUGACGGCCACUCCUCUGUAACUGACCUGGCCAACUCUCUCACUGGAGAUAUGGUGAUGCUGUCUCCAGGUUCGGAGGAUGAUGAAGGGCCUGUCAGUGAGAAGCUGGGCCGGAUCCAGUUCAGCAUAGGGUACAGCUUCCAGAACACGACCCUUACCGUCAAAGUUCUCAGGGGCCAGGAGCUACCGGCCAAGGACUUCUCUGGCACUUCCGAUCCCUUUGUCAAAAUCUACCUGCUGCCCGACAAAAAGCACAAGCUGGAGACCAAGGUCAAGAGGAAGAACCUCAACCCCCACUGGAACGAAACCUUCUUGUUUGAGGGCUUCCCUUACGAGAAGGUGAGAGAGCGCACUCUAUACCUUCAGGUGUUGGACUACGACCGCUUCAGCAGGAAUGACCCCAUUGGAGAGGUGUCAAUCCCCCUUAACAAGGUGGAACUGGGCCAGAUAAAGACCUUCUGGAAGGAGCUCAAGCCCUGCAGUGAUGGCAGUGGGAGACGAGGAGACCUCCUGUUGUCUCUCUGCUAUAAUCCCACUGCCAACACCAUCACUGUGAACAUCAUCAAAGCGCGCAAUCUUAAAGCCAUGGAUAUCGGGGGCACCUCAGAUCCAUAUGUUAAGGUGUGGCUGAUGCACAAGGACAAGCGUGUAGAGAAGAAGAAGACAGUGACGAUGAAGCGCUGUCUGAACCCCAUAUUCAACGAGUCCUUCCCCUUCGACGUGCCCGCCCAUGUGCUGAGGGAGACCACCAUCAUCAUCACUGUCAUGGAUAAAGACAGGCUCAGCCGCAACGACGUUAUCGGCAAGAUCUACCUAUCGUGGAAGAGUGGACCAGCGGAGGUUAAGCACUGGAAAGACAUGCUCGCUCGGCCGCGUACUAACGUCGCCCAGUGGCACGCUCUCAAGGCCUGAUCGCACUGCCCAGUUUCCUCCAUGGCCCCCUCCCGUCUCCUACUCCCCCUCCUCCGUCCCCUCCUCCCAUUCCCGUCCUUAUGCACAAGACUGACUUGCUGCCAGGCUGCGAAACACGGGUACAAUUAGCCAUCUGCUCUCUUAUACCUUUAAACUCUUUUCUUUCAAAAUCUGUAUUCCUCUCCGACUCUUUUCGCUUCUUCUGUUCCCUCUUCUUCAUACAGCUGUGUCUUAGUUUCUGUAUUUCACCACUUUGCCAAUGGUCCCCCUGUUUCUGACUGUCUGUAUGUCUGUCUGUCCUUAUGCACUUUGCCUGUGGAAGUCCGAUAUUCAGUUUUUUGUCGGCCCCUUGGUUCUGAACUGCACUGCAGCCUCUGACCCAUUUAAGGUGCCAGUCCCGUGGGAUCACAGAGAAUCUUAAGUAACGGUUUAAUUUCAUAUAAUCCUAUUAUAUGACUAUUCCAGGUACACAAUACAGUAUGUACAAUAUGUACAUAUACCUAUUAAUAUAUUAGGAGAAUAGAUUGGCAGAACUCCCCUAUACACACGACUAAUAUACGGUAUGUUAUCCAUAGCCUGUUUGCUGUUUCUCGUCUCUCCUGCUCUUCAUUUGUCUUGUCAUUUGUCUCAAGUGUACAAUAUCCUCUCCCUAGUUCAGUCCUUUUACUCAAAAGCGGUUUAAUGUUCAUCUGAAGUUGUGGAAAGCAAUCAAUACUGGGUUUUUGAUGAAACCAGCUGAACUCAAGAUGGAAUUGCUGAUACUGCUGUCUCCUUUCUCCUCUUUUUUCCUCUCUAUGCUCUUCUUUAUCUCCUUUGUCCUUAUUGUUCCCUCUUUCUCUUACUCUGGCACAAUAUUAGCGUAUCCAACCCUUUCUGGACCCCCCACCCCUUGUCGUCUGUGUGCUGUGGGUGCUGUGCUGUAGCUCCAACAAAAAUAGAGAUUAAAAAUAAAAAAAAUAAAUGGAACUUUCCGAAACUGGGAAAGCGGGAACACAGUAAACUUAUAAAAUGGAUCGCUCCUGAUUUUUCCAGACAAAAAGCCUUGACAUGGAGAGAGAAAAAAGAAGAUGGAAAAAAACAAAUCCCCCAAUGAUACGAUGAUGUCAUUUUUCACAACAUCACCCACUGAGGAAACCAAUUUAAAAUCUUCCAAGUUUAAGAUGAAAACAGAAGCAAAAAGUUUGCGGUUUAUGCUCAACAGUCCGUUGUGUGUGCACACUUCUGUCUGUUUAUUGAUGCUAUGAAUUCUUUGUGCUGCCCUGUGCUGUUGUGUUGUGCUGAUAGGGGUUGAUCUCCACCAGUUUUGACCUGAUGGUGUGCUGCGUUAAUGUGUGUGUGUGUGUGUGUGUGUGUGUGUGUGUGUGUGUGUGUGUGCGUGCGCGUACGUGUGUGCGUAUGUGUGUGUGUGUGUGUGUGUGUGUGUGUGUGUGUGUGUGUGUGUGUGCGUGUGUGUGUUCACAGGAGCAACACAAUUUAGACAGCAGAAAUCUUCUUCUCUUUUCUCUUUCUCAUCUUGCGCUCUUCUUGCUCUUCUUACUGCCAUUGUUUCCCCCGUCCUCCUUUACUGCCCUGCCUUCUGAACGAGGGCACAGGGAAAUUCUAUCUGCACUUUUU
Messenger RNA from Sander lucioperca (pikeperch), 6858 nucleotides. RefSeq names its product synaptotagmin VIIa (gene syt7a). Gene Ontology annotation, molecular function: calcium-dependent phospholipid binding; calcium ion binding; phosphatidylserine binding. Gene Ontology annotation, cellular component: axon; synapse; synaptic vesicle. The transcript is spliced from 8 exons. NCBI's taxonomy places the organism in Eukaryota, Metazoa, Chordata, Actinopteri, Perciformes, Percidae. The coding region runs from base 2965 to 5244 and encodes 759 amino acids. The record is from RefSeq and is a predicted model, not a curated record. Gene Ontology annotation, biological process: calcium-ion regulated exocytosis; cellular response to calcium ion; vesicle fusion.